Messenger RNA from Linum tenue, 375 nucleotides. The record is from the annotation of a GenBank genome assembly. Lineage: Eukaryota; Viridiplantae; Streptophyta; Magnoliopsida; Malpighiales; Linaceae.
AUGUGGAUUGAUAGACCAAAAGAAGCUGGACAGCUUCAACAUCCCACAGUACACGCCGUCGCCGUUGGAAGUGGAAGCGGAGGUCCUCAAAGAGGGAUCCGCCUGGCAGUAUCGAAAGUGAGCUGGGAUUCUUACGCCGACGGCGGCGAGCUCAACGGCCGCUCCCGUGAAGUCCGGAGAGACGGCGGCUACAACGUAGCGAACUGCAUGAGGGCGGUGGCGGAGCCGCUGCUGGUGAGCCAGUUCGGUCCUGGGGAAGUCAUUGAUGACGAGGUUUUCAGGUGGUAUCGAGCCAUCGUGACGGAGCGGAUGGCCAAAGAGAAGACCGAGUUCGUCAACGUCAUUGUCUCCCUCACCAAGUCCCGGCGUUGUUAA